AUGACGUCACCCUCUCAACGCCGUAUAAAACUGGAAAAUGAAACUGGAGAAGAACUGUUCUUAGGAACAUGCGACAGUAGAGGUGUUGGUGGAGUUGGCGUCCUCGUCAACAUGAGAACGGCAAAGAACAUCGACUCUUUCGAACAGCUUACGACCCGAAUCGGACGUCUGCGGAUGAGAGGAUAUGGUCCAACACCAGCUUUGACUACCUUCAUCGCUUACGCUCCAACAUCAAGCUACGAAGAAGAAGUCGAAGCUUUCUAUAUGGACCUGGAGAAAUUCUACCGAGAAGAUCAUGCCUUUUUACAAGGUCAUAAUUGGCGAUUUCAACGCUAA
This is a messenger RNA of Necator americanus (New World hookworm), 336 nucleotides long. RefSeq lists its product as uncharacterized. Bases 1 to 336 code for a protein of 111 amino acids. Lineage: Eukaryota; Metazoa; Nematoda; Chromadorea; Rhabditida; Ancylostomatidae. The record is from RefSeq and is a predicted model, not a curated record. The transcript has a single exon.